Messenger RNA from Orycteropus afer afer, 1110 nucleotides. Lineage: Eukaryota; Metazoa; Chordata; Mammalia; Tubulidentata; Orycteropodidae. The record is from RefSeq and is a predicted model, not a curated record.
AUGCUUGAUAGCAAGGCAUGUCUGGAUGUUGGAAAGUCAUCUUUAAAUGCAUCCAUCCAAGGAGCAAAAGUGGACAAUCAGAUCCCUCCUUCCUCAGUCAUAAGGACCACGGUAGCUUGUGGCCUGAAGGGGAUACAGGCUUUGAUACUUAUCUUGAUUGCUGGAAGUGUUAAUGCCCAAGUGACUGCUGUCAACCAUGAGGGGUUGAAACUAAGGAAGAAUGUUAUUAAACGUGAAAUUGGGUGCAGGGAAGGCCUGCAUCCUGCAGACCAAAGUCAUGAGAACCAUCUGUGCUGUCAGCCGUGUCCUGCUGGCAAAAGGAAAAUUGCUGACUGCAAAGUCCAUGAAGGAAAACCAGAUUGUAUUCUCUGCAAAGAAGGGGAAGAUUACACAGAAAAGGAAAAUUAUUUAGAUAAAUGUAUCAAAUGUGAUCUUUGUGAUGGAGGACAUGGCCUCGAAGUGGAAAAAAACUGUACUCGAAACCAGAAUGUCAAGUGCAGAUGUAAAGCAGACUUUUUUUGUAAGAAUUCUUCAUGUGACUACUGUGAACCUUGCAUGACGUGUGAACAUGGAACCAUUGAGAAAUGCACAUCAACUAGUAACACUAAAUGCAAAGAAAAAGAGAACUCAUACACGCUGUUAUGGCUCCUGGUCACACCUGUAGUAAUUGGAAUACCUGGAAUAAUUUACGGGGUGAUAAAGUAUAGAAAGCAUAAAAGAGGAACAUACGGGAAUCCUGAAUCUACUGAAAUGAGGCCACUGAAUUUCACAGAUGUUGAUCUCAGUAACUAUAUCACUUAUAUUGCUGAAGAAAUGACAAUAAAUCAAGUUAAAGAUUUUGUUCGAAAGAAUGGUAUCCAUGAAGCUAAAAUGGAUGAGAUCAAGAAUAACUAUUCCCAUGAUACAGCAGAACAAAAGGUCCAACUGCUCCGUAAUUGGUAUCAACUUCAUGGGAAGAAAGAUGCAUGUAACACUUUGAUUAACAAUUUAAGAAAAGCCAAUCUCUAUGCUGUUGCAGAAAAAAUUCAGGAGAUACUUAAGAAGGACAUUGCUAGUGAUAAUGAAAAUACAAACUUCAACAAUGAAAAUGAAAGUCAAAGCUUGACCUAG